AUGUACAUCCCACAUCAGAUCCACAAGCAACCCAUCAACGAAAAUCGUUUGGUUCCCUCUAAAAUUCCACUGCAACCUCUUCACCCUAAUCACAACCUUCUUAUCGAUACAGACGGAGAGAACAGGGUGGUGAUGCCUCUGCUUCAGCCCUUCCUUCUCCCCCUCGCCGCCGCUGCAUUUAAUCAGGAUAUCGUGCUGGCCGCCGGUCUCGGAGAAUCGAGCUUUAGUGGAAUACAGAGUGCUCCCGGAGCAAUGCUCCUGCCUCGAAAUCUAGCUGACUUUGGCGGCGGCCGGCGCCGCCCUCAGCAAUUUCUUGGACAGAACGGCGGAUUCGUCGGCCAGGUCGCCGAGGACGAGGGCAAUUUCGCAAUUGCGGCGUGUGACCAAACGGUAGAAGCCAUUUAUAAUAAUUUUUUUUAA
This is a messenger RNA of Linum trigynum, 420 nucleotides long. The record is from the annotation of a GenBank genome assembly. Lineage: Eukaryota; Viridiplantae; Streptophyta; Magnoliopsida; Malpighiales; Linaceae.